GUCACAUUAAACGUACACACGUACAAACAACUCCACAAUUUUGUUUUUAAUAGUUUUCUAGCGUUAAGUGAAUUAUUAACCCUUUGUUUACCCCAAGUUAUGACGGAGCUCAAGGACGAGGUGCAGGUUUUUCAAAAGGGCGAGAUAGUCCUCUGCUACGAACCGGAUAAAUCGAAGGCCCGAGUGCUCUACACGAGCAAGGUUUUGAACGUCUCCGAGCGCCGCGACGAACAUGGUCUAAGGUACUACGACUACAAGAUCCAUUUCCAGGGCUGGCGACCCUCCUACGAUCGGGCAGUACGUGCUGCGGUUCUGCUGAAAGACACGGAAGAGAAUCGCCAGCUGCAGCUCGAGUUGGCGGAGGCGGCGCAGCUGCAGAUAAGGGGCGAUUACUCGUACAAGGGCACACCCGACAAGCCGCCGCCGAAGAAGAAACGUACCGGCAGGGCCGCCUACGUCGAGGAUCCUGCUGUAGACCCUCUGGACACAGCGCCCUUGGCAUCAACAGCUGAGCAGGAAAUGCCGCCGACACACCGAACCCCAGCCGCUGGCAACCGGGCGCGCGACAACAGUGGCGGCAGGAAGGAGAAGGCCGCACAUGGAGAUGGCAGGACAAAGACGUCUCGCGGACGGCAGGCGGAAAAUGCCGAGGACGUGCAUAUCCUGGAGCCUGACUUGGAGCGGUUCGUCUGCCAGGAGGAUCGGGUGAUGUUGCGUAUCAGCGAGCGGCUGCGUGAGUAUAUGGAGUACGACUACAACAUGGUGGUGAAGUUGGGCAAGCAGCACAUUAUGCCCGCCCGAAUGCCCAUCGUGUCCAUACUGGAGUUUGUGAAGCAGCGAGCCGUGGAGCUGGCCAUUGGCAUCAAGCAGGAUAGCUCCAGGGCCAGGAACACCAAGAGCGGCAAUGCCCGCAUGUACCGGGAAUAUGAUCGCGUCAUGUCCAUUGUCUGCAUGCUGAAGGAAGUGGUGGACGAUCGGAUCUACUUUGAGUUUCACGUUGAUGAUCACCUUCUGUAUAAGGAGGAGAAGGAGUACGCUCACAACUAUCUCACCGACGACAACAUGCGGAACUGCAGUAUCUUGCUGAACAAGUCCUACGACUACAUCAAUCCCAGCUGCGACACCGAACUGAUCUCAAUGGACGGCACGCCCGUGAUUUCAAGCAACGGCCAGGAAGAUGGCGGUAUCCUUGGCGGGAAGGAGUACGAGGACCAGCUGCAGAAGUGUCUGUUGUAUAUCGUGAAGAGCACUGGUAAGAACACGGCACAGGCCUACGAUCGUACGUCGCCUUUUACGGCCGCCUACAAGCUGCCGCGUGAAAUGCGUGGCUUCCUCUGCGAAACCUUCAACUGGCGGCUGUUAUCGGCGGAGUCGCCGCCAGAAAGUCCAUGGUAUUUGGCCCCCCAUUUGGCCAGGAUGAUGAUCAAGUUGCCCGAGUUCCUGAAUGCCUCGCCCAUGUCCAACAAGAAGCUAGAGGUUCUGCUGCCACACCUGGACUCGUUCAUCAACUACUUGGAGAACCACAAACAGUGGUUCGACAAGGAGAACUACAUGCAUCCCACCGUGCACCAGGAGCAACUACAGCGGGAGUUGCUUGAGUCCCUGGAACGUCCCAUACAGAUGUCCGCCGCUUAGCUUUAGUUAAUCGUACGCUAGUUUAUUUAUUAUUAUUCAUUUUAAAGCUUAUGUUCGUU
This is a messenger RNA of Drosophila serrata, 1694 nucleotides long. RefSeq names its product male-specific lethal 3 (gene msl-3). Gene Ontology annotation, cellular component: NuA4 histone acetyltransferase complex; MSL complex; nucleus. Gene Ontology annotation, biological process: regulation of DNA-templated transcription; chromatin organization. The record is from RefSeq and is a predicted model, not a curated record. NCBI's taxonomy places the organism in Eukaryota, Metazoa, Arthropoda, Insecta, Diptera, Drosophilidae.